CUCUCCCGCCCGGAACCCGGCACUGCCUCCCUCCCCGCUCCGUGCCGUUCCCAGGCCGCGUGUUCCCGCUGCCGGCCGCCACGUUCCCCGCUGCCCAUGGAAUACCUGGCGGCUCCCGCGGCUCCCACGCAGGGCAGCAUCCUCUGCUGCCACUGCGGCGUGCCCAUCCCGCCCAACCCGGCCAACAUGUGCGUGGGAUGCCUGCGGGCACGCGUGGACAUCACGGAAGGCAUCCCCAAACAGCUCAGCGUCAGCUUCUGCAAGCAGUGCGAGAGGUAUCUUCAGCCUCCAGGAACUUGGAUUCAGUGUGCCUUAGAAUCAAGAGAGCUUCUUGCUUUGUGUCUUAAAAAAAUUAAAGCUUCACUUAGCAAGGUCCGGCUGAUCGACGCAGGCUUUAUUUGGACUGAACCACAUUCUAAGAGAUUGAAGCUGAAACUGACUGUUCAGAAGGAGGUGAUAAAUGGAGCAGUUCUUCAGCAAGUGUUUGUGGUGGAAUAUCUGAUUCAGUCGCAGAUGUGUGAAGACUGUCAUAGGAUUGAAGCGAAGGAUUUCUGGAAAGCUGUGGUUCAAGUCAGGCAGAAGACUCUGCACAAAAAGACGUUCUACUAUUUGGAGCAGCUGAUUUUAAAACACAGGCUUCAUCAAAAUACACUUCGCAUCAAGGAAAUCCAUGAUGGCCUGGAUUUUUAUUAUUCUUCGAAGCAACACGCUCAGAAGAUGGUAGACUUUCUUCAGUGUACAGUUCCAUCUAGGUCGAAAUCAUCCCAGCGCUUGACCUCACAUGAUGUUCACAGUAAUGUCUACAACUACAAAAGCACUUUCUCCGUGGAAAUUGUUCCAGUAUGCAAGGACAAUGUUGUAUGUCUGUCACCAAAACUGGCACAGAGUCUUGGUAACAUGAGCCAGAUCUGUGUGUGCAUUAGAGUUACAAGUACUGUCCACCUCAUUGAUCCCAGCACUCUGCAGAUUGCUGAAAUUGAUGGAAAUACCUACUGGCGCCAUCCUUUCAAUAGCUUGUUCAACCCAAAGCAGCUUGAGGAAUUUAUUGUUAUGGACAUCAAUCGAGUUCAAGAAAAGAAGAAACCUGCAGGUGCAGGGGCAAGAUCAAAUAAACACACGCUGGCUGAAGCCUGGGUAAAGAAAACCUCGGAGCUGAGUACAGACCAUCAGUAUUUCUGCUGCACUCACUUGGGACACAUUCUAAAUCCUGGCGACCUUGUCUUAGGAUUUGACUUGGCCAACUGUAACUUGAAUGACGAGUUUGUGAAUAAGAUGAGCCCACACAACGUCCCUGACGUGGUAUUGAUAAAGAAGAGCUACGACCGUGCCAAGCGCCAGCAUCGCAGGAACUGGAAACUGAAAGAGCUGGAAAGAGACAGAGAAGGCAUGGAUACAGAUGAUGAAAGACAAUACCAGGACUUCCUUGAAGAUCUGGAAGAAGAUGAAGCCAUAAGGAAAAACGUCAACAUUUACAGAAAUGCAGACGUUCCAGUGGAGAGUGACACAGAUGAUGAUGGGGCCCCUCGGAUCAGUCUGGCUGAAAUGCUGGAGGAUCUCCAUAUUUCUGAGGAUGCCACUGGUGGGGAAGGAGCAAAUAUGCUGACAGAAUAAGCAUAGUGCAUUAAGCAGUGCAGUUAGUAUUUGCCUGGGGAGGAAAAUGUACCCCAUAUAAGCAAACAUUAUGAACUGUGAUCACAUGAAUAUGGAAAGUAAUGUUGUAUCUACAGCCAUACCUCUAAAUCACAUUUCUGAAUUGAUAUUUCAUAUAUAAUUAUCUAGAAGAUCAGUGACUGCAGUUAAGCUUCUGUGCAAACACUGUCAUAUGAGUUCCACAAGUUCUUCUCAUCUCUGAGUGUUUUCUUCUUGCAACUUCUUGUAAGGUAAAGACCAGGUGACUAACUUCAGUUGUAUCCACUGAGAAUAUUAAUUGUUCUGCACCUAAGACUGCUAAUAAAGCAAAAUGUCCAUCAGGAGAGAUUUUGUUCUGGUUUGCUACACUUGUAGGUACAAUACCUUACCUACUCUUUAUUGUUUUCAUUUAUUUACCUGAAAUGGAUUUUUCCUGUCUUAAUCUUUUUGGCACAAAGCUUUGUUGAAGACUUUCAUUAUGAUGACAGUUUAUUCCAUAUAACAGUAUUUUGGGGAGGUUUAAGAGUUUUCUGAUGCUGUCAAUAAGGGAAUUCCAAGUAUUUCUGUUAUGUACACAAAAACGCUUUGUUGUAAAUUGAUUGAACACACAGCCCACAAUCAGAAAGAUUUGAGACUUCUUUUAAAUGGUAAUGAAUAUUGUAUUGUACUGUAUUUCAUGCUUGUAUCAGUGGGUUAGAUGCAGUUUGCAUAAUCUCUGAUUAAUACACUGAGAGAUACUGUACAUAAAGAUUUUUUUGUCUCAAAGUCUGCCUGAGUUUUCGCAGGUAAUAAACUGGUUGGACAACAA
Messenger RNA from Lagopus muta (rock ptarmigan), 2437 nucleotides. It is a transcript of the gene NMD3, whose product is annotated as NMD3 ribosome export adaptor. Lineage: Eukaryota; Metazoa; Chordata; Aves; Galliformes; Phasianidae. Bases 97 to 1611 code for a protein of 504 amino acids. Gene Ontology annotation, cellular component: nucleus; cytoplasm. The transcript has 15 exons. Gene Ontology annotation, molecular function: ribosomal large subunit binding. Gene Ontology annotation, biological process: ribosomal large subunit export from nucleus. The record is from RefSeq and is a predicted model, not a curated record.